AUGGCCCGCUGGCAAGGGGUUGGGGGAGGACAGGACUUCUUGGGAUCCUUCUGCCUGUGCGGAUUGUGGAGUUUUGGAGUGCAGGCAGAGCCGGGGAGCUUUGUGUUAUUCUUGGAAAGUUUCGCACCACUUGUGAAUUCCUUGAACCUUGGCAUUGCAAGCCCACUUCUGUUGGGCCCUCCUCCUUUACAGCUUGCGCAAAUUAAGACACAGUUGGCUCUUCAGCAAUUGACCUCAGUUGCUACCAACAGUUCUGCACCUCCUUAUGCUUGGUUAAAUCAGGCAUUUCUGAAAAGCGCAAUGUUUAGCCCCAGAGGAACUUUACCUCAGAGGCCGAGAGGACCUAAUCCAUCUGGCACAAAGCCUCCGGGAUCCUUUAGGGGAGGAGGUGCAGCAGGUCUUCAGAGAAAGCCUGCGCCUGGAACGCCUCAAGGAAUGUCACAAAGAUUCUCGGGACAGGAAACGUUUCAGUGGACGGGUUCACAGAGGAUAAACGUUCGGGUAACUCUGCACAGGACUGAUCCGAGGCAGGUAAAGGAGAAGACAAACCUGUACCAGGAGCAGAAGAGAGAGCCUCACACAAAUCGCUGGUACAGUACCCCGUGCUCAGCUGGGACAACUGGGCAAAAGCCAUCUGCCUCGGCACGGGUCUCGGAGCAGAAUUCAAAUGCCCAGAACCGCUACACACCAGAAAGCGCUUCCAGUAUUUUGGCGAGUUUUGGGCUGUCUAAUGAAGAUUUGGAGGAACUCAGUCGCUAUCCAGAUGAUCAGUUAACGCCUGAAAACAUGCCACUGAUCUUGAGAGAAAUACGGAUUCGUAAGAUGGGUCAUUCUUUAUCGGGUGUACAUACUCAGAGCCAAGGAGAAGAAACGAUUGGUGGUACGAGUGGUGCAGCAGUCAAGAGUAAAGUGAUUGAUUAUGGACAUGCAAGCAAAUACGGUUACACUGAAGAUCCUCUUGAAGUGCGUGCUUAUAAUCCUGAAGUCCUGACUGAAGAGCCUCUCGAAGCACGUGUCUAUAAUCCGGAAGCCUCAAGCGGAGAGAACAGGGAACACUUCCAGCGAGAGCAGAAUAUGUCGAUGAGUGUCCCACCAUCUAGCGUGACGUGCAAUCCAGUGUUUCCAGUGGAAGAUUUAAUAAAACCGACGGGGUUCCAGAAUGAUUCCUCAAACACUCGAUCGUUUUUUCCAGCUGAGACUCCGGGAAAGGUGUCCAGUUUGUGUGCGACACCCGCUGCACUCCCUGUGGUGAAAUCUGUGUCCCAGCCUGCAAUACUGCCUGUCAUACCGCCGAUGAUGCCACCUAUGAUGCCACCCAUGGCACAGCCCAUGAUGCCGCCUGUCAUGCCGCCCCUCGUCCAGCAGUCUGUGACCCAGCACGUAAUGCCACCGAUGACCCAUCCACCCUUUUCAGCUGAACUUCUUGCAGCUAUAAGCCAGCAUGAAAGAAUUCAGCGUGAAUCUGGGACAAGCCAGUCUAACGCCCAGAGCGGCUCGGGAGCAGGACAGAAGCCCUUCCAGCCCCAGGCUGAGGGGCCAAUUAGAUCUCCUUUUGGUAUUGUGAAAGCAUCGUGGCUUCCCGUGUUUCUGCAGUCUGGUGCCCAGAAGAUAAAAAGAUUGCCCACUCCGUCAAUGAUGAAUGACUACUAUGCUACAUCUCCAAGAAUAUUUCCACAUAUGUGUUCUCUGUGUAACAUUGAAUGCACUCAUAUGAAGGACUGGAUUCUGCAUCAGAACACUCCUUCUCACAUUGAAAGCUGCCGCCAGUUACGCCAACAGUACCCUGAUUGGAACCCCGAGUCUCAUUCCUCAAAAAGAAACGGUGGUGACAGAAAAGAAAACCAGACCCCAAAGCGUCGUUCCAACUCUGCUAGUCCCAGCCCUAGACGUUCGAGGGUCACAGGCUCUGGCUAUGUUCUUCGCCGAUCACGAUCGAGAUCCAGGAGCCCCAGCCGCUUCAGGCCAACGAGGCCAAGAAGUCGAAGCCCACGACAGAUGCGACAGCUUAGCCCCAGACACAGGUCAAGGUCACCGCAGCGAUCAAGAAAUCCGCUGAGAACUAGUCGGCGACCUCAGAGGUCUUCAAACAGAAAGGCAGCUCUGGAGGCGGUAGUGAAAAGUUUGGGACCUGGCUUUGUGGCGAAGUUGAAUAAACAUAAGUCACUUCAAGCAGCUGGGCAAGGAUCUUCGGGAUCGGGAAAAUCACCACCCUCUCGUGGACUCUUACGGAAGAUGCCUGGAAAUAUGAAGAAGCCGCUGAAAACAAGCGUUUUAACAAAGGCUUCGAAGAAAGAUGUGCCUUCUUUGCCUGGAUCAAGUUCUUCGUCUCCUGAAACUGAUGAUUUACCCCAAAACAAAGAACUGGAAGAGGAUGAAGAAGACUUAUCCACAGGAACCAGUGGCCCUCGUCCUACUUCUUAUAAUAGGCUGUUGAGAGAGGAAUUGCUGAGUUGUGGGACAGUCCUUCAAAUAUCUGAUUUACCGGAUGACGGCUUUUCAGAUCAAGAUAUUAAAAAAAUUGUUCAGCCAUUUGGCAAAGUUAGCGAUCUCCUUGUACUUCGCUCUAGAAAUGAGGCCUUCUUGGAAAUGAACUACAAAGAAGCCGUGAUAGCAGCUGUGAAAUACGGUGAAACUGUGCCAGUGCUGCUGAAUGGGAAACGGGUGAAAAUAAGCGUAGCGGAAAAACCAAAGGCAUCUCCUGGCCAGGUCAAAAUGAAUAUAAAAAAACGGGCUCAGAAUAUUAAAAAAGUUGCACGAAGUACAAAAAAAGAUCUGAAUGCCACCACCAAGACAACUAAAUCCAUUACGGGUAAAAAGGAAAAGACUAAGAAAUCAACGAUGGCAGGAGAAAGCAAAAUCAAGAAAACUUCAAAUACUGCGUCAAAAUCUGUAGAUGAAGACCUUCAGAUCUCAACAGAAGCUGAAAUGGAAGUCAGGGAAACUAAGCUGUCAGACCCAAAGAACGAAGGGGACGGAGUUCCGGAGCCUGUGGAGAUGGCAGAGGCUCAGUCCAAAGGAGUGACUGAUCCUGUACCUGUACCGGAAGCUGCCAUAGCAACUACAAAGAGUGAAGAGUCAACGGAACCAGCUGACAAGGUCAGUGUAAGGGUGCUCGAACUGGUGGACGUUGAGCUUGAUGAUAUGUGCGUGGUUCUUAUUUCAAACCUGCCUGAGAAAGGCUAUUCUGUUGAGGAAGUUUCCAACCUAGCAAAGCCGUUUGGAGGCCUGAGGGAUGUGCUAAUUUUAUCGUCUCAUAAAAAGGCAUAUCUUGAAAUAAAUAGAAAAUCUGCAGAUUCCAUGGUUAAAUUUUACACCUGCUUUCCAAUGUCACUGGAUGGAAAUCAGCUCUGCAUCAACAUGGUGCCUCAGUAUAAGACCAUAAAAGAUGAUGAAGCAAUAUUUACUGCUGUAAUUAAAGAUUCUGAUCCCAAGGUGGAUACCGAAACUAUACAUAAUCAGUUUGUGCAUCUUGGGAACUUGCCAGACGAUGGAUACAGAGAACUUGAAGUAGUUUGUGUGGGACUUCGAUUUGGAAAAGUCUAUCAUUAUGUUGUACUGAAAAAUAAAAACAAGGCGAUUCUGCAGCUGGAUAGUCCCAAGUCAGCCAGGUCAAUGUACAGCUUCCUGCAGCAGUAUCCCUAUAAUAUGGGUGAGCAUACCUUGACCUGUACUUUGUCGCCCAAUGGAGAGUCUGCUGAGCUCCUUUCUCGUGUCCUGACCCAACAACAUAAUUUGACUCGCUUGUCCAGUGACCGACUCUCCAUCUCUUGCCACAUCUUCCCAACUGUGUUUAUGUUAGGGCGGGCUGAAGCUGUGAAAAAAACGAAGAAAGAGGAACCAAGCAAAGGAAGCUCUGGCUUGAAAAAAUAUCCAGAGGGAUCAGGAGUGGUGCAAACAGCAGCUGCUAAUCCUCCAGUAGAGCCUAGUGUGGCAAAGAAAGGACCCGUUUCCAUCUCUAAUGUCAAAGACAAGAUGUCAGCAGUGCAGAUAGAGCCCUCUGAGUCCCAUCUUGAAAGAGCAGUCAGGGAGUCUGCUCCGAGACUGGCAGAAACGUCUGCGGAGAAAGUGGACGCUGGAGUUGAAGCCGCUGUGGCAUCUAUGAAAUCCACUGAAUCUGAAUCGUCUGAAGCAAAGUCAGAACAGAUGCUGCUGCCUUCUUCUGGUGUGGAGAAAGGAGAGGUGGUCACAGAUAAUACAGAACCAGAGCCAUUUCAACUUGCUGUUGUGUCUGCAUCAGAGAAGGAAAUGAAAGAGAAAGAUGAAGAGUUGUCUGCUUCUGCAGCUAAACCGCCGGAAGAGUCGUCCAAGGCAGGCACGGCUGAAGGUGUGCCACCAGAUUGUGCCGUGAAGCCGGCAGUGGGGGAAUUGGGAGGGGCUGUCCCCGAAGUGGUGCCCCCUCAUUCUGACGCACCUUUGGCGGAGAUGGCGUCAUCUGUUGUCACGCAAACAAACGACAGUCAGAUAACAGAAAAGAAACCUGUACUUAAAACUGAGGCGGCCAUGGAGAAGAAACUGGACGUAGCUGGAGCAGAUGCAGAGCUGAAACCAGAAGAGUCUGUGCUCCAAGUUGGAAGAGCUGUGGAGGAAAACCCUGAAAAGCUUCUGGUCAAGACUGGGGCAGAGACCGAGAAGAAACUUGAAAAAACUGUGGCCAAGGUUGGGGCUCCUGUGGAAAAUGCUGCAAAUGCCGUCAAUGAGGGAAGUUUAAUCAAAGCACAUCAAAAUAAAGGAACAGGACCAGCAAAAACUGAUGAAACCUGCAAAGCAGUUACGUUAAACUCCUUCUUAUCUGUUGAGGAAUCUUCCUCUGUUGGUAAAACGAAUUUAAAGGCAGUGAUGUCUCUUCUGGAUAUGUCAAAGUCAAGGGUUCCAGUACGGAGAAAUGAGCCUCCCCUGUGCAAAGGAGGGGAGCAGAAAGCUCCCUCGAAACCUGAGACCCGAGGCCAAGCAGCGGUGGAGAAGAAAAUCGCGUCGAAAGAAGCGGGUCAUCUGCGACCUGGGAGCAGCCGAUCAAACCUGGGAGAUGGCGGCGGCAAGUGUAAAGUGAGCAGAAGUUCUGCUGUUGAUGGAAAGGGAGGCAAUGGGAGGAAUUCAUCUCAGCAAGAGAAGGACUCGCGAGCGGAAUCUAGGGCUAGUUCAAAACAGUCUCAAGAGGGAGAGAGUAGAUCAUCCAGCAUGAAGACAGACAACAGCAGCAAUAAGGCUUCUGUUGGUGGCAAUAGUAAAACUUCAAAAAGUGGCACUAGCAGCAGUGCGAAACAAAAGGAGGAAGAAGAGCUGUUUCCAUUUAACCUGGAUGAAUUUGUUACUGUGGAUGAGGUUGUAGAGGAAAUCGAGUCUCCCGUUAAAACACGGCGAAAUCCACCGAGGGGAAAGAGAAAAGAUGGUGCUAAACCCAACUCCUCCUGUGAGCCUAGUUCCAAGAGGAGGAAAGGGAAGAGCUCCAUCGCUCACCUUGCUGAAAGCGAACUCUCGUUUGUCACUUUGGAUGAAAUCGGUGAGGAGGAGGAUGCACAGCUAAUGGGAGUCGCUAAUUUAGAAGCGCUCAGUGACCCACAGGGCCUGGUUGUGGUGGAUGAAGUGAUGGAAGAGGAAGAACUCAUGGCAGAAGCAGUGAAGGAUCCACAGUCGCUUGUUACUUUGGAUGAGAUAUCUGAACAGGAGGACCUUACUUCUCAUAAAGAUGUCCCCAGGUCUGUUUUUGAGGAGCCGGAUUUGAAGGCUGAACCCUUGGUAACCGUAGAUGAAAUCGGUGAAGUAGAAGAGCUGCCUCUGAACGAGCCUACGGACUUGAACAUGGAUGUGCUGAAACAGAAGGAGGACGGCAGGGUGGGUGCUGAGGAUACGGGGGAUUGCGCUUCCUCCCAGGUGCCCGAUGAUCGCAGUGCGUUAGUGACAGUGGACGAAAUACAAGAGGACAAUGAAGAUAAUCCUCUGGUGACUUUGGAUGAAGUUAAUGAAGAUGAAGAUGAUUUUCUGGCUGAUUUCCAUUGUCUAAAAGAGGAACUAAACUUUGUUACAGUAGAUGAAGUUGGAGAGGAGGAUGAAGAAGAAGAAAAUACUUUCCCAGGGAAAAAUCUGAACGAGGAUGAAGACGAUGAAGAUAUUGUUGCUGUUGCAGGACCAGAAGAAGAAAUUGCUGCCAUUGCAGGACCAGAAGAGGAGGAUAUUGUUGCUGUUGCAGGACCAGAAGAAAUGGAAAUUCUAGGAGAUAUGAGUCCAGAAGAAGAAAUUAUUGCAAUCUCAAAGUCAAAAGUAGACCAGCUGGGAUCAGGAGAUAAAGAACCAGAGUCCAAGCGGAAGAAAAUGGCUUCUUCAGAGGCAUCAAAGAUGCAGAGUACUCCAAAAGAUCUGGAUUACCUGGUUCCAAAGGCUGGCUUUUUCUGUCAGAUCUGCUCGCUGUUCUACGUGGAUGAAACGUCUGUGAAAAAUCACUGCAAGACGCCGCUUCAUCAGCAAAAUAUGGAGAAGUUCAUGGCCAAGCAGAAGGACGAGGGAAACGCUGGGGGAGAGCGGAGUUCAAGGCGCGGAGUUCAAGGUGAUUGGAGGAAAGAAGAAUUCUUUCAGUGA
Balearica regulorum gibbericeps (East African grey crowned-crane) is the source of this 6570-nucleotide messenger RNA. NCBI's taxonomy places the organism in Eukaryota, Metazoa, Chordata, Aves, Gruiformes, Gruidae. The record is from RefSeq and is a predicted model, not a curated record.